UAUUUUUUCGGUUAAUCUAUAGAUUAUUUUUUUCGAUGAAUCUAUAGAUUAUUUUUCCUUUUACCGAUUUUUUUUUAUUUUUUUAAAUGAAGACGAAAAAAUAAAUUUAGGCCAGUUUUUUCAGAAGGCAUGCCUUUUAUUUACAAAAAAAAAAGUGUGGCCACUCAGUCAACAUUGACAACAACAUGACAACAUAUUCUGUAACAAUGUAAACCUUUAAAACUUUUAACAUUUAACAAAACUAAAAGUAGCUUAUUUGCUUUUUAAUGUGCAAAUAUAAAAUAAACAUACAGUGCAAAUCUUAAUAUUCUGCAAUAGUAUAAGCAUUCCAAAGGUAAAAGUAUUGCUUAUUUUUGCUUUAAAAUGUGCAAAAAUAAAGAUAAACAUCCAAUACAAAAAAGUGCGUAUUUCCUUGAAUUGGCGCCGGGUGUAUAGUAUUCGCAUGCCUCCAAUUACUGCCGGGUCAAACUCGUUUCGCAAAAUAAUUAGCGCAUGCCUGGCCUUACCGCCGGCUCAGGAUUAACGCCGGAUCAAACUCAGUUCGCAAAAUAUUCAUUUUAUUAGUGCAUGUCUGGAAUUUUCGCCGGGUCAAACUCGUUUUGCAAAAUAAUUAGCAUAUGUCUCGGACUUCCGCCGGGUCAAACUCGUCACGUCAUGAGUGACACUUCACCUGUCAUCAUUUUCAAAAUGGAGGAGGCCGAUUUCAAUCAUUUGAAAUCACAUAAAGGGAAGAAGAUUAAGAGCUAUUCAGUAGGAUUUAAGGUCCAAGCUAUUGAAUCUGCUAAAAAGAACAGUAAGCAGCUAUGUUUUAUUAAUAUACCGUAGCUGCGUGUGUCAAAUAUGAGUCAUUAAAUGACUCCCGCCUCCUGGUGGUAGAGGGCGCUAGUGAUCCUUCUUGCGACUACCGGUACUAGGGAUGUCCCGAUCCGAUCUUUGGAUCGGAUCGGCCGCCGAUAUUUGCCAAAAAAUGCGCAUCGGCAAGGCAUGGGAAAAUGCUGAUCCAGAUCCAGUUUAAAAAACUCCGGUCCGUGUUUUCCAACGCACCGAUUUAAAUAAUACAUUCCACUUUUCUGCUGCUCCCUAUAAUUACCGUUCCGCAUUUUCCAGCACACCUUCAACACAUCCACAGGUCUGUGGAUUCUCACGCAGUUGCUUUUAGCUGCUGGCAUAACACGACAGGCUCUUCUCACUCUUUUCUGUGUCUCCCUCUCACAGACAGCAAGCGCACCUUCUUACACACGUCACAUACUGUCACGUCAUACGUCACAUGCUGUCACGACACACGUCACAUACUGUCACGUCAUACGUCACAUACGUAUACGCCCUCUCCCAGCAGAGAGGUAGCAGCAUGGCUAACGUUAGCUGUGAUGCUAGCGCAGCCGUGCGAGCAACGCUCCAUCUAAGGUGCGCGCCUGCGCAAUUACGCACUGCUCAAGCGUCCUCUGCGCACGGCAAAUCUAUGCCACGCACAAAAUCAAAUAAAAAAAUAAGCGCAUAACAAUGUUCGACACACGGACACGACAGAGAAAACAGUUUUCGUCAUCAUUGUUCAAAUAUUGUGACGUCUGUCGAGACGCUUAUCUCCGUUCGGUGCCACACGUCCACACCAUCAAAAUGCCGAGGCAAACAUUUCCACAUCAACACCGUAUGAAAAAAUGCGUGAUUUUUUUAGUUGUGAUUUCCUUCUCUGCAUGAAAGCAGCAUAUAUGAAUGCAGUAUGAAGAAGAAUGUUUUAAUGUAGACAUGCAAGCCUUGAAAGAAAAUGUUGAAAACCUAGACUACAUUUCUUGCAAAUGGGUGCAUUUCUACCCUAUAUUUUAACUUUAGAUUUAUUCUCAUAUCAAACUCUUUUGGCUGUCUUUUUGACACUUACAUCCACACCCCGGAUUAUAAAUAAUGUCAAUAAUUCAAUGUGAUGACUGUAUUAUGAUGAUAGCAUAUAUCUGAUAGUAUAUGUCUGUAUCAUGAAUCAAUUUAAGUGGACCCCGACUUAAACAAGUGUAAAAACGUAUUGGGGUGUUACCAUUUAGUGGUCAAUUGUACGGAAUAUGUACUUCACUGUGCAACCUACUAAUACAAGUAAAUGAUAAAUGAUAAAUGGGUUGUACUUGUAUAGCGCUUUUCUACCUUCAAGGUACUCAAAGCGCUUUGACACUACUUCCACAUUUACCCAUUCACACACACAUUCACACACUGAUGGAGGGAGCUGCCAUGCAAGGCGCUAACCAGCAGCCAUCAGGAGCAAGGGUGAAGUGUCUUGCUCAGGACACAACGGACAUGACGAGGUUGGUACUAGGUGGGGAUUGAACCAGGGACCCUCAGGUUGCGCACGGCCACUCUACCACUGCGCCACGCCGUCCCAAGUCUCAAUCAAUCAAUCCAAACACAUAGAAUCAUCAUACUGCUGUGAUUAUAUGCAUCAAGUGUUCAUUCAAGGCUAAGGCAAAAUAUCGCGAUAUAUAUUGUGUAUCGCAAUAUGGCCUUAAAAUAUGGCAAUAUUAAAAAAAGGCCAUAUCGCCCAGCCCUAGUUCAAUGAUGCCAUUUCUGUUUGUCAUGUAUAAUUUGGUCUAUUUUGUGUUUAUCCUUGAAGAAACAGGUCAGUUUCUUGUUACCAACCAUUGUGUAUUAUUCAAAGUCCCCUAAUUCAGCUGGCUAGUUGUUAUCAAGAGUACCGAAACCCUUUUCAACAUGAUUCUGACAACUAAGUAGGCUAAAUAACUUUCAACUUGAAUACAUGCUCGGAUAGGUCAGUAUCGGUAUCGUAUCGGAAGUGCAAAAACAAUAUCGAUAUCGGAUCGGAAGUGCAAAAACCUGGAUCGGUGCUGCAGAAGAAGACAACAAGCCACAAGAGUGAGCAGCGAUCGUUUGCUUGCACUUUUAACAUGGAGGAUUACAUAUCUCAAAUAAAACCGUUUUCUAAACUGGACUUUCAAUGGAAGCAGGAGGUAAUACUUAAAGGAAUAUCUCCAUCGAGACAGAGAGACUUUUAAAACUGAAGAAAGAUAAAGAAGGCUUCUAUAAACAGGUUAUCCAUGCUUUUGAUCAGAAGCAGCUGCGCAUGGACUCAUAAGUAAAGAAUUUGAAAGUUCUGCGCGUGAAGCCGGUGAGUAACGUAGAAAAUGAACGUUUCAAAAGUUCAAUAAGGUUAACUUAGGCUAUCUUUUGCUCGACGCAGUGAAUGUGUGCAGGUUACAUGCUACGAUAUUGCACAUAUUUCCAACUGGUUGAAACCAAAGCCUAUGACUUUAUUGUCAGUGUUGUUUGUAGGCCCAGGUCGCUAACGUUACUUUGUUACUGUCAACAACGUAACGUUAACGUUGAGGGUAACGUAGUGGAAACAGACGUUCUUUGCCUUGAUAAAUAUGCAGAGGACGACGUGUUUCAAAUAUUGGUGAAAUGUUUGAAUUAAGCAGUUACUGCAUAUGUGAAAGUUUUUUUGAAAUGAUCAGACUUUGGAGAAAAAAGCAAAAUCCUAAUAUGUUCAGAAGGGCUGUCUAACGGAGUCGCCCUCGCCAAUAAGGGAUUGACCACGUAAUGCAGUACACUAUACAUCAUCAUAUGCAUUUUGCAUCUUAAGUCACAUUCUCUGUUAUGUUCUAGUACCAUAGAGUGGUUGGAAAUAAAGUUUGUCAUUUUGAGCAACAUUUGUGAGUAUUUGUUCAUUUUAAAACACCAUUUGGUUAUGCCAUUCACCAUGAUUUGGAAAGAAAUGACAUUUGUUUAUUGUCUCCCUGCAGAUCUUGUGUGACGUCUCUGCGCCACACAAGAGAGUACAAAUCACACAAGAGACUGAGAGAGAGCAGAUACUGAUAGAGAAACUCAUGCACACAACCUUUGGCCUUCGCCGGCGACACAUUGUUCAAGGAAGUCCAGGGGUGCGGGAAUUCCUGGAGAACUGGCCGGCCUCACAGGUGUUUGCAGAGUUUCAUCGUAUUACAAAUGUGAAUCCACGCAACCAGUUCUACUGUGAACUUGAGCGCUACACACCAAAACUGGUUGCACUGUAUCGACAGAAGUCCUCAAGGACUGGAAAGGGAGCAGAGGCACUGCAAGAGAUGCUGAGAAUUGAUGACUUGGAGGAAGAAUAUGACAUCAACAUGCGACGCACUCUGGUUCUUCGUGGACUUCCAGUGUAUCUCCGGGAGGAUGACACUGAAUUCUACAAAACCUGUAAUGGUGAAGAUGAGAUGGAGACCACUGACACACCACUGGCGUUUCUCUCUGUGGCCCCUGACUCCACUGGUUCCAGCAGCUUCAGCCCGGAGAACAUAUCCAUCGUGAUAGAGGAUGAAGUUGUUAUGAGCGAGCUUCCCAGGUUGGCUGAUGCAUUUGUGGUGCUGCUUGGUUCAAUCUAUGCAUCACACUUAGAUCAGUGCUUCUUAACCCGGGUUCCAUCCAACCCUAGGGGUCGGCCUCAGGGGUUCGGCGGAGCCUCCGCCACGUUGGUAAAGACACAUCCGACUUAUCGUGUAAAUAAAAACUUCUCCCUGUCGGCGUAUUAUGGAUACUCCCAAACAAUGUUCCCUCUAAUUUUCCAUCUGAUUUGCCGGUUGUUUGAUUGAUCGAUUGAAACGUUUACUAGCAGAUUGCAAAGGAGGAGAAUACAUGAUAUGAAACAGUACAGUACAUAUUCCGUACAAUUGACCACUAAAUGGUAACACCCCAAUAAGUUUUUCAACUUGUUUAAGUCGGGGUCCACGUUAAUCAAUUCAUGGUAAUGUGUGUGAGGUGUGUUAUUUGUUGUGAGUUUAUGCACUGUGUUGGUUUUGUUCUUUGAACAAGGUGAUGUUCAUGCACGCUUCAUUUUGUGCACCAGUAAAAUAACAGCACUUUUUCUUGAAUUUGAAAAAAAACCCAUUUUAUUUUUCACUAAAGUGAAACUGGCGGGGCUCGGUACCUCCAACAAGGUUAAGAACCACUGACUUGGAUUAUCCAAAGAAAGUCACUCACACAUUCACAUUCAUCCAGAAAGUCCUGCUGUGUCUGGAUGAUAACAAAGCACUGAAGCCAUGCCUACUCUGCCUGAAAAAUGACUUGUUCAAGUUUGAGUAACGAAGCAGCUGAGAAGUGCAUGCCUGCACUCAUUAACCAUGCAUAAAUGUGCUUCAGAUCAGCAUCAUUAUUGCAGCCAUGUUGUUCUACUGUUAACCUGUCUGAUUUCCAUAGACAUGUCUGUUCAAAUGUUGAAAGCACUUUUGCGUAUGCCCAGUGGGCUUUUUAUAACUUUAGAAUGAGAGGUAAAUAUUUAGUUCAUUUUAUUGUACUGCCUCCUUGACCUCACUGAGCUGAGUCAGCCCUCAGUUGUAAUGAUGAUUCAGUUAUUUAUUUAUAUUAGCUUUUCUUUUCUUUUCUUCUGUUUUAUUUGGAAUGUUUUUUUAUUUUCCUCAUUUGCACACAUUUAGAUGUCUGCGCUGCUGCUUUCAUAAGUUUUUUUCUCUUCCUUGAGAAAAUACAGUGCAGAGAAAGGGAAGUUUGUUCAUCCCCAAUGAUUCAAAAUAGGCUGCUAAAAUAUAUUUGUAAAAAAAAAAGUUUGACUCCAGGUGUUGCACUUUAAUGUUAUUCGACAUUUCACAGUUUUACUAAGUCUGUUCUGGGAAAAUAAAAAACUUAAAAUGUAACAGUUGUUAUUGCCUUUUUAAAAGGUACGUUUUA
This is a messenger RNA of Nerophis lumbriciformis (worm pipefish), 5652 nucleotides long. NCBI's taxonomy places the organism in Eukaryota, Metazoa, Chordata, Actinopteri, Syngnathiformes, Syngnathidae. The record is from RefSeq and is a predicted model, not a curated record.